AUGGAUUCAGCAAAAGACCAGAAGAAGACUGUGGAGCGACUCGCACGCGUGCGUGAGAAUCAACGCAAGAGUCGAGCCCGGAAGCAGGAACAUCGAGCACCGACUGGCAACGCAAAGGUCGAGGCCGAAAAUCGGCAUUUGAAAGCUCUUCUGGGAUCACUGGGAGUUUCGACUGCUUCUGUCCAGCAGUAUCUGCAGGAAGCGGAUACGGGAGCAAACACGAACAGGAAGGUUGCUAUCCCUGCUAUUCAGCGAGUAGAGGAAGACAAUGCUCUGCCUCUCCCAUGUCGGGACACUCGCAGAUCGAAUUUGUCGAUGGCAGUACCUCGCGUCUACAAAAAGGAUUCAGAAACAGCCGAACCACCAGUGGCAGUCAAUAAUACAUGUGCCUCGACAGUAGUGCAACCAACAGAUCAGCCACCAAAGCAAUCCCCGCAAGAAGAAGAUCCGGCUUUGUGUGGAUGCCAGUCCGAUAGACAGGAUCCGGAAACGGUAUCUGAUGAAGAUGUGCUCAAUUCGACGCUGUGUGCCAUUGCAGAAGAAAUGAUCAACCAAUACAACACCAAAGGCAUUGAUGUUGAUGAGAUUCGACGGAAAAUUUGGUCUGGGUUCCGAGCAGGUGCGAAUGGUACAGGAUGCAGAGUUCAAAAUCACAUUCUGUUUCAAGUGCUAGACGAUAUCAGCAGUGAUGUUUGA
Penicillium verrucosum is the source of this 696-nucleotide messenger RNA. RefSeq lists its product as uncharacterized. The record is from RefSeq and is a predicted model, not a curated record. Lineage: Eukaryota; Fungi; Ascomycota; Eurotiomycetes; Eurotiales; Aspergillaceae. Bases 1 to 696 code for a protein of 231 amino acids. The transcript is spliced from 3 exons.